Molecule: messenger RNA, 1872 nt
Organism: Cicer arietinum (chickpea)
Lineage: Eukaryota; Viridiplantae; Streptophyta; Magnoliopsida; Fabales; Fabaceae
Product: protein MIZU-KUSSEI 1-like
Biological process (GO): hydrotropism
Source: RefSeq, a predicted model, not a curated record
CCUUGGUUCUUGAAAUGUUUACGUCUGAUGUAAUGAAAAUUUUGAAGUUCUGUUACUUACAUUUGAUUCAAGUAUUUCUAUAUAGAGAGAAUGGUGUUCUCUUGAAUUCUCUUGCAUUGAUAAUUGGGGAAAAGGUUAAAACUGAUCUUGAUCUAGGUUGAUCCAAGACUGCAUUCAGAUUCAAUGGUUUUGUAGAGCCUAAACAUACACUUAAGUUAUUCUGUAAAUGGUGUUUUCAUAUCUGUUUCAGAUGCUACUGUUGUAUCCUACGUAUCACUUGGAAAAAAUAUUGCGGGAAAGGGCACGUUUUUAUGGGCCAACAGAGAGGUGUCAGCUCGUAGGUUGGUGAAAUGUAGUAUCUGCAGCCAACAUAAGCCACGAUAAUUCAGUAACUCUUAACCUGAUGUCACUACGACCAACCUUAGCACUAGAAGACAUGAACGCAGAAGGGUUGUCAUGGCUAGAACCUCUCAGAACAUGUCCUCUAAGAGACAUUUUCAUUGGACAAACAAGGUUGGAACUGAAGAUGGAGGUGAAGUUCCCACUUCAGAAUCAUUCUCAACACUCAUCCAAAAGGAGAAGAAAGAGGGUGAAAAUGUUGUUGCUGCCGAGGCUUCAUCAAUUGCUACUACAGCCACUUCACAUGCAACAAGGAGGAAGCUGAGAGCAGUGGCAAUCUCCAGGCUUCGUUUGGCUCUCACUGUGUUCGGCAAGAACCGGUUGAACACACCUUUCGGUCUUGGGUCUCGUGUGAUUGGCACACUCUUUGGAUAUAGACGUGGCCAUGUACAUUUUGCAUUUCAAAAAGACCCAACUUCCCAAGAAGCCUUUUUGAUCGAACUUGCAACACCGAUAAGUGGUUUGGUUCGGGAAAUGGCAUCUGGGUUGGUUAGAAUUGCUUUAGAAUGUAACAAACAGAAAGAAGCAGAGAAGAAAGGAUUAAGGUUGCUGGAAGAGCCUCUGUGGAGGACUUACUGCAAUGGCAAGAAAUGUGGUUUUGCUACUAGAAGAGAAUGUGGGCCAAAGGAAUGGGAUAUUCUCAAAGCUGUUGAACCAAUAUCAAUGGGUGCUGGUGUUAUACCAGGAAAUGAUAAUAGUGCAGAAGAAGCAGGACCAGAGGGUGAACUCAUGUACAUGAGGGCAAAGUUUGAGAGAGUUGUUGGGUCUAGAGAUUCUGAAGCUUUCUAUAUGAUGAAUCCUGAUAGCAAUGGUGUUCCUGAACUCAGCAUUUAUUUGCUUAGAGUUUAGCAGCCAUGCAAGUUAUGUUUAUUGUACUUAGUUUUUUUUCUUUUCUGGUUUUGUUCUUGUGGAUUUUGGAAUGGUGGGUUAUUGGUAUACUACUACUUGCUUAGAUCUUAAAUCAUGGAAAUGGAGAUCUAGUCCUCUCCAGGGGUUUUUCUUUGCUAUUUUCUUUUUCUUUUUAAGAGGUAUAAUUGAGUUCAAGAAAUGUAAUCUCAAAUUUGCAACAGUCCUUAGUAGCUGCACUCAGUGAUCUCAACCGUUGAUCAAGAUUGGAGAGGUAUAAUUUUGAGUUUUUAAUUUGUCAAAGUCACGGCGGAGACAGUAAGAAAUUCCAAAGGUAAGGAAUUCAAUUAUGUGGGUUUACUGUAGUUUUUGUUAGAAUAGGCAAGUAGGCCAAGUCAGAAAGAGGGGACAUAGUGGGGUAAACAAUAAUUUUUUAGCUUGUAGUGGUGAGGUGGGUCAUGGAAGGUGUAUAUGUGUAAUUUUUUAAUGAUGAUUAGGGAGGGAGGUUAAUGCAAAUCAUGAUUGUCUACCCAUUUUUUUUUGGUUGAUGAAGCUGAAGUAGUUCACCAUCAAUCCAUCACGCAGUUGUAUUCAAUUCAAAACAUGAAUUGCCUUCAUUGCUCUUUA